AUGCCUUCUAACCCGCACCCACGCGAUCAUUCUCCAGUCCUCGCUGCUUCUCCACCCCCUGCUCAUUUACCGUCUACAAAACCGGAAAAUCUUUCUACCUAUCCCUCCUCAGCUCCUCCACUAAAUCCGAAUAUCUCAUCCGGUGACGUACCGCUACAAACGCGUCCGAUACCUCAGACUAUCAUUAUUCCGGCACCCACUACCAUACCUCAAUAUGCUGGUAAACCUACUGAAAAACCUCUCCAGUUUUUACUUCGUCUUCAGCACUAUGCUUCAAGCAUGUACGGCUGGACUGAUACCGCACUACUGCAGGGUAUUUCUACCUUUUUACUGGAUACCGCUUUAGACUGGUAUACCCAACUAUCCCUUACCAAUAACCUUCCUACCACUUGGUCAGAGUUUCAACACCUAUUCAUCCAGCAAUUUACUUCUCCCCUCCGUCUUGCGCAAAGCGAAGAGAAAUGGAAUCGCUGUGUUCAACGUUCCGAUGAGCCUAUUAGUCAAUUUUUGGUUCGUUUACGGGAAAUCUGGUACGAGCACAAACCGAACGAGAGUGAGCAUGAUUUAAUUAAACAUCUUUACGCAAAAAUACGCCCGGAUCUAGUCACGCUUAUGGGCGUCCUUGAUCAUCCUACACUCAAUCAGUUCAUGGAUAACGCUCGCUCUGCCGAAGUAAUUAUUUUUUCUCAACAACACCAACUUACUCUGACUCGGCCUGCUGUAUCCGAUACCUUUAUCACUGUGCCCGCUUCUCUUCCGGCAUCUGUAACUCGCCGUAGCACUGAUGUUGUCUGCUAUAAUUGUAAAAAACCUGGUCAUUACUCUUAUCAGUGCCAUACUCAGCCUCAGUCACUAUAUCCAAAAAACUGA
Molecule: messenger RNA, 870 nt
Organism: Didymodactylos carnosus
Lineage: Eukaryota; Metazoa; Rotifera; Eurotatoria; Philodinida; Philodinidae
Source: the annotation of a GenBank genome assembly